AUGCUCGCAUAUGGAUGCUUGGCAGACUCCACCGACGAGUACUGUAGAUUGGGUGAAUCUACAACCCUUGAAUGUUUGCGAAAGUUUUGUUCUGUUAUUGAAGCCGUGUAUGGUCAGUGGUACCUCCGUUCCCCAAAUCCUGCCGACCUUUACAGGCUCUUGCACAAGGCUAGUCGUAGAGAAUUCCCAAGCAUGUUAGGCAGUCUUGACUACAUGCAUUGGGAAUGGAAGCACUACCCCACUGCUUGGGCAGGCCAGUUUACCAGCUACAAGCAUAAGCCAACUGUCGUUCUAGAAGCAGUGGCCUCGUAUGACACUUGGAUAUGGCAUGCCUUUUUUGGAGUUGCCAGAUCGAACAAUGAUGUCAACGUUCUAGCUCGUUUCCCGUUGUUCAAUGAUGUAGUGAAUGGAGUGUCUCCCCAUAUCCAAUGUGUUGUCAAUGGAAAUGAAUAUAAUCUGGGUUAUUACUUGGCUGAUGGUAUCUACCCUCAUUGGGCUAUAUUGGUUAAGACGAUUUCCCAACCGGAAUACACAAAAAAAAAAAAAAAAUAUUUGCCCAAAAACAAGAGGCUUAUAGGAAGGAAGUCGAAAGAGCCUUCGGAAUACUUCAGGCUCAAUGGGCAAUUGUUAGGGGACCUGCACGCCUGUGGCGCAAAGAACAACUUCAUUCAAUCAUGA
Molecule: messenger RNA, 678 nt
Organism: Prunus armeniaca (apricot)
Lineage: Eukaryota; Viridiplantae; Streptophyta; Magnoliopsida; Rosales; Rosaceae
Source: the annotation of a GenBank genome assembly